AUGCUUGGCCGGCUUUUGGUAGCAUAUUGCCAGCUCCAGCAGACUGCAGAAGCGGCCGGUGCCAGCGAGCGGCUGCGAGGUGCGCUGAAUCAGAUUUUGAGGCGCCGCCUGGCUCAGAAAUCGCAGAGCCUGGAGUCUUUGGAGGACCCCAUCGAAGCAUGGGCCUGGGCCUAUUUGCUCCUCAAUGGCGACAAGGAGUCUUCCGAUCUCCCAGCUUGGCUAAAGGCGAGCCGCAUGGUUCUCAAUGCGGUUGAUGCUGCCACCGCAGAACCUGGAGAUCGCAUGUGGGUGAACACGAUGGCCCUUCUGGCCUUCUCCCGGCAGCUUGACGCUGAAUGCGUCCUAUCCUCGGAGGACCCUCUCGCCAAAGAGGCUGUUGCCGAAACAGUUGGCGACAUACUCGGCCUCUUGCGGCUUGAUCGCACAAAGUUGCCCACCACCACAAAGGGCGGCGUGGACCCCGACUUGGUCCAGCAGCACCAGCUGACGCUUGCUGAUGCAAUGCGCCAAGUCCCCGCGGGCGAUUUCCGGGCCUGGGCCAUCAGCCUUGUGAAGCUGGCCCUGGUCCAGGCAGGUGCAGAGGAGGGCGACUUAGCCGAAGCCUUCCGGGAGGCCAUGCAGAGUGCAGCACCGGGUGACCUCGCGCUCGGCGCCAUCACUUGGGCCUACGCAAUGUACGUGGCUGAAUGGAAGCUGGCGGCCUCAACAGCGAGUCCACCUGAAUGA
Symbiodinium pilosum is the source of this 726-nucleotide messenger RNA. The record is from the annotation of a GenBank genome assembly. Lineage: Eukaryota; Dinophyceae; Suessiales; Symbiodiniaceae.